Molecule: messenger RNA, 2574 nt
Organism: Auanema sp. JU1783
Lineage: Eukaryota; Metazoa; Nematoda; Chromadorea; Rhabditida; Rhabditidae
Source: the annotation of a GenBank genome assembly
AUGUCGGAUGUGGCCAUGCCGCCAAACGAGUCAAUAGGUGCCAGCAAAAAUAAAAAGAAGAAGGAGAAAAAUCAGGUUCAGCCUCAACCUCAGAAACUCCCUUCUACAGAUUUACUAACAGAUGAUAUAGAGAAUAGUCCUGCCCCAGUAACUGAAGUUGUCUUAGAACCAGAAGGGUGGUCAAAAGAAUGCGAGAAGAACAUAAGCUCCGAGAAUGAUAUAAACUCGAAUACAAACAUAACAGAAGUGAUCACAACUCAGUCUCUUCCCAUUCUCCCACCAAUACGCUCACCCUGCGGUAGGACUAACUCCGUAAAUGUAGAAACAAUUACGAAGCCUAUGACUCCACAAGUAUGCUCACCUGGAAAUAAAGCACGAGAAAGAACUCCUAAUAUACACAGAGGCCAAAUCGUAAAGCCAAGACAUGUUCCAGAAUUAUCUCUGGCCAAUUCGAUGGCUGAACUAGUUCAAGAAUCGAUACCUUCCCAGCAAUCUACUGCUGCUUUGCCAGAAAAAAUAGAAUGGGUGCAAUUCUUCACCAUAGAAAAAGCUGGAAAGUUGGGUAAGAAAAUGGAUGUUUUACUACUAGGAUUAGCACGUGGUUUCCAACUGUGGUGUAUGACGGACAGCGGGGAGUAUGAAGAGGUCAUGUCAGAACGACAAGGCCCUAUUCGAGCAUUCGUUCCUAUACCAAACAACAUCAAAAGUUUCGCGAGCGAGAAAGACUUAUUCUCGACUCUGAGACCUCAAGUAGCUCUAGUUGACGCUUUCAGUCCUGCCCAAGAUAAAGAGUAUUGUACAGUUGCUAUUAUUUCACUAGUCAAUAAGCAUGUACAUCGACUCCCUUCAGCCGCAACACCGUAUGAGGAGCAAGUAUGCGGACUUCAAUGUUCUGAAAGUUUUCUUGUGGUGUCUUUCUCUUCAAGUGUUGUUGUUUACGAAACACUUUCCUAUGGCCAAGUUCAUGAGAUCAAUAUUUUCAAUAAUUUAGAAAGGAAUAUUCCUCCAGUUGCCAUUUAUUCCCAUCUCUUAGCUUUCGCUGUAGAUAAGAUUGAUAACGAAAUCCAAAGCUGUGGUGGAUUAGAUUUAGAUGGUGUUGAGACUCCCGAUGACUAUACAAGUCAAGUGUUGGGAGGAGCAAAGGCAUUCAAAAGGACAUUAGAUUCCUUCGUAGAAACGGUAAAAGGAUCUGGUGUUUCAAAGACCAGAACUACACCAAAAGGAAUCAUUAAGAUUGUAGACUUGACUAAGGAUGAAGACAAUAGUUGGGUUUAUGCUCAUUUUGUAGCCCAUAUGGAGACAAUAUCUUAUUGCUCAUGGUCACCAGAUGGAAGACUUCUUUUUACUGCCGAUGUGCAUGGAUCUUGUUUCAACAUGUUCAAUAUUCUCUCUCAUCCUAUAAGCCCUUGUUUGGGAACAGUUCAUCAUAUGUACAGACUAUACCGAGGAAACACAUCAGCUAAAGUUGCCAGCACUGCUUUCUCAUUUGAUGGCCGCUGGCUUGCUGUAGCCACUAAUCAUGGUACUACCCAUGUUUUCGCUGUAUGUCCAUUUGGCGGAAAACCCUCUCUUAGAACACAUGGAAGUCAUUUCACUAACAGAGAAUCCCGCUUCUUGCGUUCAGCUGGACUGACUGAUUCUUCUGAUUCUUACAAUAAUGGGCGAUCUAGAAGAAAUAGCGGAAGUCUUGGCUUAUCUCGCGAACAUCCGUUUAGUAAUAAGUUAUUGGCAAAAUGCUCUCAAAAUCCACGUAUUGGACCAUUAGAACCUCCAGUUUUACUGAAGGCUGUUGCGAAAAUACCUGACCCUAGAAUCUCUACUGAUAAUCUGAUUGCUUGGGCAAACGAUCUGGCUCCUCUUGGAAUUUCUAGUGCCACCAAGAAAGUCACUGAACUACCUCGAAUGUCUCUCGUUAUUAACUCAAGAGAUAAAGAUGGGCGAUCGGAGCAUUGUCUUUCUGUUUGCCGUGCUGAAACUGGUGUUGUUUUCCAAUACAAGUUGAUACCUUGCCGUUCAACUGAACAGCCUGAAAGAGAUCCAGUGCUUGACAUUGAACCUGCGUAUAUGUGGGUACUCCAUAGGACUAAAAAUGAUUCUGCCAUACCUCCUCCGUUAGAAGCUGGCAACUCUUUAAGAUCAUUUUCGUGUGCACCUGAGUCUAGACAACGUCAUGAUUCUGCUCAGUCAUGGAUUCCGCAGGCGGAAAUUAAGACUUACUCUGGACCAACACGCCGUGUCUGGCAGGGGCCACAAUUUUCUUUCUUUGAAUACAAAGACGAUAACAGUCCGGAACUAUUACCACCUUCCGACUCUAAACAAUCUCUCUCUUCGAUGAAAUCGAUUCCUGUUGUAAUAGGAGAUAGGACUGAACGGCAUGAUGACUGUAGAGCUGGAAAUUCGAUUAGAAUCGAAUGUAGUUCAUCAUAUGACAGCGAGCCUGUUCUCACCACCAUGAGCUCUGGCGAUCACAUUAAGCUCAAAAUAAGCGAAGCAAUGCGGGAAGACCGAGGCAGCGAUCGUAGUGAUGACGGAGGGAAGCAGGCCUUCGAUGAUCCGUUCGAUUUAGAAGGGUAG